ACCGAUAUGAAUUAAUGUAAACAUGGGUGCUAAAAAAAGGGUACACCUAUGAAAUCCAGAGCAUGGGAUUAAGCAAAGUGUGGUCGAAGCGAUGUGGUCUUGUGUCUUUCCAGGAACGGCAAGUGGUGGUGCUGCUUCCCAACGCUUCUUGCUUUCUCCUCGCAGCACUGCACAUUUCACUUAUUUCCUCCCAUCACUACAACAACUUGAAGGAAAAAGGAGCAAUUUCAAGACUUUCCCUUUAUCGCAUUUCUCAAUCAAAUGUUCAUCCCCGACUCAGGGAUCUACUGCAGACGAUAGCUUUUUCCAAGAAAACAAAGAAUCAAAUAACCAAGAAAGCAAAGGGUUUUGGAAGAAAUGGAAGGAAAACUCAGCGGAGAUGAGCGCAAAGUUAGCGAAGCUGGGGCUUGCAGCUGUUCUGGCUUAUGGUCUGUUUGAUGGUGUCACAUACACUAGCUUCUUUGUGCUUGCAUUCUUGGGCUAUGAGAAGAGUACUGGGAAUAAUCCUACUGCAAAUCUCCAAGCCCUCUUGGGGGUAAAAAGCUUUGAUAGCUAAUUAAUUGGUGAAAACUGAAAACAUCCACUCAUGGGUCAGCAGAGUUGGCUGGACUACAAUGUGAGUUUCACCAGCAGUGUGAAAUGAUUUCACUUGUUACAAUCAUCAAUCAUCAGAGAUAGCUAGCAGCCUUUCCAAUGCAAUGCAGUUCUUGGAGCCCAUCUUCUACUAAUAAUCUCUUGUUGAAAGACACAGAGGAUUAUGAUGCAGAAAUGCUGGAGAGCUCAAGCUACAGAGCUAUAACCAACAAACACUACAUUAAGUUGGACUUGCAUCACAUGAAGGGAUGGCUAAAAAGCAAAUCUCCAUUUUGCUUCUUUAGAUCAUCACAUCAAGAGAAGAAAGAGAAACUCCGGUUACAAACUGCAAAAUUACAUGCUCUACUUUCUCUCACACAGCUUGCUUCAGCAAUUUCUGGCUUUGCCAGCAAUAGCAGCUCCGGAAUUCUAGACUCACAGCAAAUGAAUUGGAGCCACAAUAUGGCUAGUGUAGUUGCUUCUGCUGCAGCUCUGAUGACAACAGUAUGUGCCGAGGCAGCUGAAUCUCUGGGAGCAGGAAGAGCUCAGGUUGCAUCUGCAGUCAAUUCUGGCCUGGCCAUCCAAACUCCUAUGGAUAUGAUCGCAGUGACAGCAACAACAGCCACAUAUCAUUGCUUGUUACCAGGUUUACGAGGAGCUGCAAUUCUUAAAUCAAGAGCCUUGGAUGAUCCCUCUCCUAGGAUCCCAGAGAUGCUCACUGCAGGCGCCCGAAUACGGAUAAUAAUGCUCUCAGGACAUAAAGAGGACAAAUGGGUGACCCUACACCAGAAGCAAAACCAGCUCAUACUGAGCCUCAAAAGGAAGUACUUUGGAGCUUUAACAACUUCAAAAGAAUACAAGCUUAUCAACAUAAUAAGAGAGUGUUUUGAGGCUCAAGACCAGUACUUUGUUAGCUUGAAGACGAACAAUGGCAUCAUCAAGCUUCUCUUCAAAGAUGAAAUGCAAUUAAGCAUCUGGAUAUCUACCAUUUCCAGUGUCUUAACAUCCUCUUGAGAAAGAGGUCAAUGUUGUACAAAGCAUUUGACAAGUCUAAUAACAUUCUUGAAAUCAUGCUCAACCUCAUACAUCAAAAGUAGAUGUUGCAACUUCCCGUCCCACAGUGUAAUUAUGUAAAACACAAGUUUUACACAAACCCGCAGUUGAAAAAAGGAAUAAAUGCACUGAAGUAGAGAAAGAGUUCAAAGUCACA
Nicotiana tabacum (common tobacco) is the source of this 1783-nucleotide messenger RNA. Its product is annotated as VAN3-binding protein. Gene Ontology annotation, biological process: auxin-activated signaling pathway; leaf vascular tissue pattern formation; phloem or xylem histogenesis. Lineage: Eukaryota; Viridiplantae; Streptophyta; Magnoliopsida; Solanales; Solanaceae. The record is from RefSeq and is a predicted model, not a curated record.